CCCCCGGUUUUCUCCUUUCCUUCCCUCCCCCAAACCAGUCGGCAACCACAUGCCCAGCCAUCACCAUGCCCUAACCCCCCCUUCUCACCGAGCCUGUGCCCCUACCGCCCUCUGCACCGAAUCAACCUCCGCCUCCCUCUACACCGAAUUAGCCUCCUCUUCUUUCUGCAGCCCAGAUCCCCUUUGCUCUGCCCUGCACCGAACUAGCCAUCAUCACCCCCUCACUGCCAGCCAUCAUGCUCCUGCACCUCCCCUGCUUCUGCGCCCAAAUCCCAUGCCUUCUGCGCCAAAUAUCCUGCCCCUUUCUGCACCCGAACCGCCUGCACUCUGCACUAGCCAUCACCGGCAAUCAUGCCCUACAUGCCCGAGCCUUCAUACCCCCCCCCCCCUUUUGCUGCACCGAGCCCUGCCCUUGCCGCCCGGCCUUGCUUCCUGCACUGGCCUUGCUCUGCGCCCAAUUCCAUUGCCCCUGCCUUCUGCACACUACAUCCAUACAAAAAAAACAGCCAAUACCGGACAAAAUUGGCAUCAUUGAUUGACAAAGCAAGGCCCCUGUCUUUUGUGGUUGCAUUUUUAUUUUUAUUUUGUCAUUUUGGGUGUAUAUAUAGAGCAAAAGGCAAAGGUCUAGGGGAGGAUUUUAUUUUCCUUUUGCUUGGUUGAUUCUGUUUUUUUUUUUACUGGAUUUGGGUGUUGCCGGAGGUGAUAGUAAGAGGAAAAGGAAUCUGAAUUUCCAGA
Rubroshorea leprosula is the source of this 735-nucleotide messenger RNA. The record is from the annotation of a GenBank genome assembly. NCBI's taxonomy places the organism in Eukaryota, Viridiplantae, Streptophyta, Magnoliopsida, Malvales, Dipterocarpaceae.